Kluyveromyces lactis is the source of this 786-nucleotide messenger RNA. It is a transcript of the gene HMLALPHA1, whose product is annotated as transcriptional co-activator mating type protein alpha. Gene Ontology annotation, cellular component: nucleus. The transcript has a single exon. Gene Ontology annotation, biological process: positive regulation of mating-type specific transcription, DNA-templated. Bases 1 to 786 code for a protein of 261 amino acids. The record is from RefSeq and is a predicted model, not a curated record. Gene Ontology annotation, molecular function: DNA binding, bending. NCBI's taxonomy places the organism in Eukaryota, Fungi, Ascomycota, Saccharomycetes, Saccharomycetales, Saccharomycetaceae.
AUGAAAUCGAAUGCUCCAACCUUUAAAGUGGCAGUCAGUAAAAGAAGCUGUUCAUCGGUAAGAAAGACUUCAAAAAAGAUUAGGUCUGGAAUGAUACGUAAGCCCAGUGUUAGUUCAAGAUAUCGAAAACAUGAAGGCGUAAACCUUUAUAUGUCAAAGGUUACACCAACGUCCAUACCUGCUCCUCCUCAAGUACUGGUGGCCUACAUAAAGGAGAAGGUAAAGACACUCAAUAAAUCAGAGGUUUUAAUGUCGCUAGGAAAUUCUAACCAACUUUCAUCUAGGGAUGUGAAGACGAAAACUAAAAAGAAGCAGAUAAAUGAUUUUAUAGCUUUCCGAAGCUAUUACUCCAGGCUACUGAAUGGAAUUCUUACCCAAACAGAGUUAUCAACAAUAAUUUCUAAACACUGGACAGUAGAUAAACAGACAAGAAAGAAUUGGGAAUUGAUCGCACAGGAAUAUAACUGCGAUGCCUCAGGCAAGCAUUUUUUUAAUUGGUUAGAAGUUAACUAUGGUAUCGAUAAACAGUGGUUGUAUGAAAUUGUACAAUACGAAGAGUGCUUGACACCAACAACAAAAAAGCCGUACGUGGAAAACAUUUACAACAGCGGUUUUAAGCAAAGAAUAGAUUCCCCAAACCAAAAAGACAUCACGUUCUCUCAAUCUGAUAAUUCGGCAGAUUGGCUUGUUGAUCCCAUAUUUUUUGAUACUGAGUUCCUUGCCACCUCUUUUGAUAGAACAAAUCUAAUCAUUUCUGAUUGCUAUUCCUUGAUGAACUCAGUCUGA